AUGUCUUUUGCCGGAAAAAUAAUUAAAUGCAAAGCCGCAGUUGCGUGGGGACCAAACCAACCUUUAAGCAUCGAAGAAGUAGAGGUAUUACCUCCAAAGAAGGGAGAAAUUAGAAUUCAAAUCUUGGCUUCUGGAGUAUGCCAUACCGAUGCUUACACACUAUCAGGCAAAGACUCCGAGGGAAAAUGGCCAGCUAUUCUCGGCCACGAAGGAGGUGGUAUAGUUGAAUCAAUCGGAGAAGGCGUUACCUCGGUCAAACCUGGAGAUCACGUAAUCCCGUUGUACAUCCCAGAAUGUCAUCAAUGCAAAUUUUGUAAGAGUGGAAAGACCAAUUUAUGUUCUGUAGUCAGAGAUACUCAGGGACGCGGGCUGAUGCCGGAUGAGACAACACGUUUCAUAUGCAAAGGACACAAUGUACAUCAUUAUAUGGGUUGCUCUACUUUCAGCCAGUACACAGAGAUAUCAGCUGCCAAGAUUAAUCCGAUCGCGCCAUUGGAUAAGGUUUGCUUACUCGGAUGUGGCAUUACUACCGGUUAUGGUGCAGUCACAAAGACUGCCGAUAUCCAACCCGGUUCGACUGUUGCGGUAUUUGGAUGUGGUGGCGUCGGAUUGUCUGCCAUUCAAGGUGCGAAGGCUCGUAAUGCCAGCCGAAUAAUUGCUAUAGACAUAAACCCUGGGAAGUUUGAAUAUGCAAAGAAAUUGGGUGCUACCGACUUCGUUAAUCCCAAAGAUUAUGAUAAACCUAUUCAACAGGUUUUGAUUGAGAUGACCGAUGGAGGUUUAGAUUACACUUUUGAGGCCAUAGGAAAUACCACCGUCAUGCGAGCCGCCCUCGAGUCCUGUCAUAAGGGAUGGGGACAGGCCAUUAUUAUCGGCGUUGCAUCUGCUGGAGAAGAGAUCUCUACAAGACCAUUCCAGCUUGUAACUGGUCGUGUUUGGAAAGGCUCCGCAUUUGGUGGUGUUAAAGGACGGUCCGAGUUACCUGGUAUCGUAGAAGAUUAUCUGAACAAAAAAUUAGAAGUAGAUAUGUUCGUCACACAUAAAUUCAAAUUGGAAGAAAUUAACAAAGCCUUUGACGCCAUGCAUUCUGAAGACUGGUAA
This is a messenger RNA of Acaulospora morrowiae, 1101 nucleotides long. NCBI's taxonomy places the organism in Eukaryota, Fungi, Glomeromycota, Glomeromycetes, Diversisporales, Acaulosporaceae. The record is from the annotation of a GenBank genome assembly.